CAGCUCUGUCUGAUUUUCUUUUUUUGUUCCAUAUCCGGAGAUUUUGAAUCUUUGUGUCUCUGAUAUUUUUGUACUUGAGACUUAAAAAUUUGACCGUCAGACCACAACACAGGCAACAAUGAGGAUCACGACAGCUGUACUCUGGGCAGCAGCUGUGUUGGUGGGACUCCAGACGAGCACUUCAUCCCCUGACAACUUUGUAGACCACUCAUCCCAAAACCUCUCCUCCGUCCCAACAGACCUGCCGCCGACCGCUGAGUUUUUAGACCUCUCAUGCAACUACAUACAUCAGCUUCACAAAGGAGACUUUAAAAACACCGCUCACCUUAGGUUCCUGAAUGUGUCAUGGAACAGUUUGGAGGAGAUCGAUCCGGAGACAUUUCUUGACACGCCUCUCCUGGAACAUCUGGACCUCUCACACAACAGGCUUAAGAACCUGUCAGGGCAACAAUACCUGUUACACACAGGGAACCUCCUGAUGCUGGACCUGAGCUCUAACACAUUUCUUACCAUGACCCUGGGGAGUGAGUUCAGUGGUCUUGUAAAACUGGAGAAAUUAAUAGUUGGAGCAAAAAACAUCAGCGUGGGUGACUUCAAGAACAUUGCUAAGGUGAAACUGCGUAUACUGACCCUAUCACUGGAGGAUGAGCUUUAUUAUGAAGCAGGCAGUCUGGAGAGUGUUCGUGCUGAAAAGCUGCAGAUAGCCUUUGGAAGUAAUCAGAAAAUUGACCAUAAUCUGACUGAUGAUGCUCUGUCCAUCUUUGAUGAAGUGGAGAUGAUGAAUAUGAAAUAUGGCUACAAAGAGUUAAGUAAGCAUCUAAGACAGAGAGUGGCAAUCAAAACGUCAGGUUUUUAUCUCACUAACAUAUCAAUUGAAUGGGCAGACCUCACCGAAUAUGUGAAUGUGGCUCUGCAUACAUCUUUUCAACAUCUUGGCGCCUCUGAUGUGAACAUAAUGAAUCCUCCUCAACAUGAAACUGAAGUGACCAAAACAUCAAAGGUGAAGUCUUUCACAGCCAGACGGGCAGCGGUAUCAUCUUUCCUCUUCUCACAGGAGGCUUUAUACAAGUUUUUUAUCAGCAUGCCAGUGGAAAGUGUAGCAAUUACGGAGUCUCCACUUAUACACAUGACCUGUCCCCAGACACAGAGUAACAUACGCAAGUUGGAUUUUUCUAAUUGUGCUAUGUCUGACUCCAUCUUCUCAAGUGUAGUGGGUGAAAAGAUUGUUGAAUGUGAGAAUCUGAGUAACCUGAAGAACUUGACUCUGGUAGGCAACAAUCUUAAAAACCUGCACUUACUGAGCAAACGUCUUCAAUACAUGUCGUCCUUGGAAAACCUGGACCUCAGCGUCAACUCCAUAGGAUAUGACGGCUUGUUAGAGUGCAUCUGGCCAUCAAGCAUCACCAAUAUCAGUCUGUCUUCUAAUAGUCUGACUGACUCCGUUUUUAAAUGUCUACCAAAUAGGACGCAGAUACUGGACCUCCAGAACAACCAGAUUUCUGUGGUGCCACAAGCCAUCUUCAAACUGAGAUACCUUUCAUCUCUGAAUCUAAAUGCUAACCGGCUGCGGGACCUGCCAGUAUGUGAUGCUUUCCCUAUACUUCAGAGGCUUAUGCUCCGGUCAAAUGCUCUCCACGCCCCAUCUGUGAACAUGUUGGAAAGCUGUCCCAAACUUAAUUUCCUAGAUGUCAGUUUUAACCCCUUUACCUGCACCUGCGCUCUCAGGAGUUUCAUAAAGCUCGCCAUCAAGUCUGAAACGACCAGCAGCCCAACAGGAAUUGAGCUGUUGGGUUGGCCACAGGGCUAUUACUGCUCAUACCCUGAGGAUGUUAGAAACUCAACUUUGAGAGACAUCUCAAUCCCAGAGGUCUCCUGCAAUGUCGGCCUUCUAGCUGCCACUAUUUUGGUCCCAGCAGGGAUUCUGAUUAUCACUGUUGUGAUGUUGUGUUACCAUCUAGAUGUCCCCUGGUACACAGGUAUGAUCUGGCAGUGGACGAGAGCCAAACACCGUGCCAGAAUGCAACAAGUUCGACCUGAAGAUCUGGUGGGCCUCGAGUUCCAUGCAUUUGUGUCUUACAGCCAGCAUGAUGUAGACUGGGUGCACAAUUUCCUCCUUCCCAACCUUGAAGGCCCUGCAGGAGGGCUCAGAGUCUGCCAUCACGAGAAACACUUUGUGCCAGGAAAGACAAUCAUCGAGAACAUCAUCAGCUGCGUGGAGAAAUGCAGACGCUCCGUGUUUGUGCUCUCUGCUCACUUUGUCAAGAGCGAGUGGUGUCAUUAUGAGCUCUACUUCGCCAGCCAUCAACAUCUCACUCUGGGCACAGACAGCAUUGUGUUGGUACUGCUCGAGCCUCUGCCUCAAUACCUGAUCCCAUCCAAGUACUACCAGCUGAAGUCCAUGAUGAACCGCCACACGUAUCUGGAGUGGCCUCAGGACAGGGCAAAACAAAGGUUGUUCUGGGCUAACCUCAGAGCUGCCCUACAGACUGACCUGCCAAAUGCUCCAGUCACACAAACACAGGAGUGACUGCAGAGGGAAACUGGGUAACGGAGUAAAAAGGGGCCAUAAAAGCAUUUGAAUGCACUAAAAAUGAUGUUUAGCUAUCUUGCUUCUUUGAAGAUAUGGUUACCUUUUAUAUCCAUCUACCUUUUAAUUUUGUUUUAUUAGGAGAUAAGGAUGUGAUAUGACUGCAAUAUAUACGUUAUGAAAUAAUAUGUAAACUUGUUUAAACCAUUCAAGUGACAUUUAAUGGAAACAUCCAAACAA
Archocentrus centrarchus (flier cichlid) is the source of this 2767-nucleotide messenger RNA. RefSeq names its product toll-like receptor 1 (gene tlr1). Gene Ontology annotation, cellular component: plasma membrane. Lineage: Eukaryota; Metazoa; Chordata; Actinopteri; Cichliformes; Cichlidae. The transcript is spliced from 2 exons. Gene Ontology annotation, biological process: toll-like receptor signaling pathway; immune response; inflammatory response. The record is from RefSeq and is a predicted model, not a curated record. The coding region runs from base 119 to 2527 and encodes 802 amino acids. Gene Ontology annotation, molecular function: transmembrane signaling receptor activity; protein binding.